GCUUGUUUAUGUGGAGUGCUGGCUCAGGGUUCCGCCCACCGACGUAUCUGUGAUCGCAGGGCACACAGGCACAGAGUGUAAAAUGGCGCACAGCUGUCGGUGGCGGUUCCCCGCUCGGCCCGGAGGGAGCAGCAACUCCGGCACCGGGAGGAGAGCGGGCCGGAUAAGGGUCACUGCCUCUCUGCGGAGCGUCCCGGGAGCCCAUCCGCACGCCGCCGGACUCGGACCCGGGUUUGAUGCUGCACUACAGGUCUCUUCGGUCAUCGGGAGCAACCUGCAGACAUUUCGGGAUGUUUUGGGGGAAUCGAGUGAUUCGAGCAGCGCGGAGGAAGAAGCAUUUGGAGGAUUUGGAACAGGCACUGAGCAGAAAAGAAUACCGAGUCCAUCUACAACCACUUCAGCUGGGUCACCCACACAGGAGAAGAAGCCACGUGGGCGACCACCGCGCACCCUAACUGCCCAAAAAGCUGCUGCUGCAGGUGGACUUUCCCCUCCCUCCUUCUCCUCCCCCACGCAGGCCAAACCUGAAGGUCCUGAAAGGCCAGCUGAGAAGGUAAAAAGGCUGCCUGGGAGGCCACCCGGCUCUGGGGAAAAGCGAAGAGGCCGUCCCCCGUCCUCAAGUUCCAAGAAAGCUUGGAGUACAGGCAGCCAUGCGACAGCAGAGGACGGCAGCCAGGCAGGGUCUGAGUCGCCCAUGGACACAGAGGAGGACAGAGACAGAAGAGGUGCAAAGAGAUCGCCGCUGGGCUCUGCUCUGCCGCAUCAUGCCAGUCUGCCCAAAGGUGGCCGGGGUUUAUCCAGAGUUCCCAACUUGAAGCGAGCAACUUCGCUGACAUCAUUCAAGUCGCGACUCAAGGCGUUGCCUGGUGUGCCUCGGCGCAGGCGUGGACGCCCGCCGUCAGCGGAACGCCUCAAAGCAGAGGCAGCGGCGGCCCAGCUGUCCUCUUCCGCUGAAUGUGGGGAAGGAAAACAAAAAGCCUUCAAGGGAUGGGACAGAGGAGCAGAACCACAAACUCCCCAGAAGACCACGCUGAGUCACACCAAUGCUGCAGAAAACCAGGACUCUUCCACUGCUGUCGCCUCGCCGUCUCCAUCCAAGUCGGACCGGACAGUGGCACUCCGAAAAAGCCCUCGUCACAGGAAACCCGUCAGGAUUGUUCCGCCGUCGAAGCGCACCGACGCGACGAUCGCUAAGCAACUGCUGCAGCGUGCCAAGAAAGGAGCACGCAGGCAGUUCAUCAUGCCUGUUGUCAGCACCGUCUCCUUUCGCAUCAUCAAAACACCGAAGCGCUUUAUUGAAGAUGAGGGCAGUUUCGUGUCCCCUCCGCCCCACAUGAAGAUCGCACGGUUAGAAGCGGCCUCAUCGGUCUCCACAUCCGCUCAUGCCACCUCCACCACCUCUUCCUCCCCAUCGCUGGCGAUGGCCUCCUCGACAGUGACCACCACCAGUACUGGUACUACUGCUCCCAAUGAGUCCGUCCCCCUUCCCCCUCCGCCGCCUCCAGCACCCUCCCCCGCCGCCCCGUCAACCGCGGACAGUCUGCUCAAUAGCAAUACCGACAACGCGGCCAAUGGCCGAUUCAGCAGUAGUGCUGCAUCUUGCGGCUCAAGCGCCGUAUCACAGCGUUCCUCUCAGCUUUCCUCUGCAGAGUCUUCCAGAUCCAGCAGCCCCACUCUGGACGACUCCUCCUGCGACUCUCAGGCCUCAGAGGCCACACAAGCUUUGUCGGAGCCCGAGGAGCCCGAGGAGCACUCUCCAUCCUCUCAGGGAGAAAGAGAGGCCAACCUUCUACACAGCUCUCGGCCGCCCUCGCCUCCCUCAGAACCGGAGCGCGUUUUACCUGAGAGGAGUCGCCGUGGUCGGAGAGGACAGGGGGUGAGUCGGGGCAGUCAGGGACAGACUACGCGGGAGACACUCACCGCCGGGGCCAAAAAGCCAAUCAUCAGCCCACCCACGGGAGUGCUCAUGUCCUCCUCCUCACUUCUAAACUCUCAACAAGUAUCAUCCACCGCGUCCUCUUCUUCCUCGCCACCACCUCCCCCUCUUCUCACCCCACCACAGCCUCCUCAGUCAGCCUCCUCUAGUGCUGCUAUCAGUGAGCACCACUCUUCGUCACCCUGGUUGCCACACCCUAUCCCUCCAUUCAUGUCUGGUUCGUCAGUGUUGUCCAGCUUGUCGGACAAACGGAGCCGCUCCAUUCUGAGAGAGCCUACCUUUCGCUGGACCUCCCGGUCCCACCCCGAAUACCAGUACUUCUCCUCUGCCAAGUAUGCCAAGGAGGGCCUCAUUCGAAAACCAAUCUUUGACAACUUCCGUCCUCCCCCUCUCACCGCUCAAGACGUGGGUCUGCUGCCUCAAGGUGUCAGUGGAGCAGGGGGGGCUACUCCGGGUACCUUCCCCGUGCAAGGCGGCAGCUCAGGAACGGCGAAUCGCCUAUUUGCUCCUCUUCACCCUCACAGCCACCACCAGCAUCCCUCUUCGUCCCGCUUUGAUUCUCCGCUCCAGAAACGUAGCCCGCUGUUGCGCGCCCCGCGAUUUACGCCCAGCGAAGCCCAUUCUAGGAUAUUUGAGUCCGUUACUCUGCACUCAUCGUCCGGCAGCAGCCCUGGCUCUCUAUCCCCGCACCAGAAGUCGUCAAGCUCCGGCAGAAGCUCUCGCCGCAAGAGGCGACUCAUCUCGGGAUUACACGGCCAGGCGCGGUCUCCUUCCCACUCCAUGACCAGACGCAGCAGCCAGAUCGUAGGGCAGAGGUCUGUGGGCAGAGGCUCUUCUGAGAUGUCUGCGCUGUCAGACUCUGUCCCCAGUAGUAACCCCAGCUCCUUGCCAGGGGGCUCCGCUACCAGUGCCUUAACUCCUGCUCCGUUUGGCAACUUCUCCUCUGGUUCUAAAGGUCUGACGUCACAGGGGAUACCUGACGGCAGGAGAGGGACAGCUGGAAACUCGCUGCCUCCUUUGACAACGGCAUCAUCCUCCUCCUCACCACUUUUCCCCCUCUUUUCUUCCAGUGCCCUAGACACAGGGCGAGCAGCUGGUAAAAUAAGUAAAGAGAAAAGCAUGUCAGCUCCCCAGGAGCCUGCUCCAAAGGACAAAGACAAGGAUGCUGAGAAAAACCGUGAGAAGGAAAAUAAGAAGGAAGCGAGGAAGGAUAUUGAGAAAAGGAGUAAGGUCACUACUCCAGAUGGCUCCCCCGGUGCGCCCUCCAGCCUCUUUGUAGAUGGGAGGGACUCGGAAGAUGCUCUUUUAUCUCUCGCUCCAAAAAAGGCUCCAGGGAGAAAAAAAUCAAUAUCAAUUGAUGUUACAGACACUCCAUCCUCUGAGGUGCGCACUCUCCACGCCGCUAUUCCCAAUUCCAUCUCUAAGAGCCGUGUGCCCAAGAAAGGGCGGUUCAGCGAGAAGGGAGCAGAUGUGGAGGAUGGAGAAAAGGAGAAAGAGAAGCACGGUGCUUCAAGCCAGCAGGCGGCCAGCCUUGCGGGGCAGCCGGGAAAACAACAGCUCCCGGUCUCCUCGCUGGGAUCCGUGUUGGAACAAGCAGAGAAGCAACCUGCAACUGACAAGCGCGUCGUUGGACUGCUGAGAAAGGCCAAAGCACAGCUUAUUGAAAUAAAGAAGAACAAGCUGAAGUCUGCAGACCAAACCAAGGUCCAGGGUCAAGAGAGCGACUCCUCAGAGGCCUCAGUACGUGGCCCACGCAUCAAGCAUGUUUGCCGGCGGGCAGCCGUGGCGCUCGGCCGCAAUCGCGCCGUGUUCCCUGACGACAUGCCCACACUUAGUGCCUUGCCCUGGGAGGAGAGGGAGAAGAUUCUGUCUUCCAUGGGGAAUGACGACAAGUCCUCGGUGGCAGGAUCAGAAGAGGCCGAGCCUCAGUCCCCUCCCAUAAAGCCACGGGAGACACGGCAAAAGGCUAUCCAAGAAGCUCCUCCCAAAAAGGGUCGUCGAUCGCGCCGUUGUGGUCAGUGUUCAGGCUGCCAGGUUCCUGAAGAUUGUGGGGUCUGUACCAACUGUCUCGAUAAGCCCAAAUUUGGUGGAAGGAACAUCAAAAAGCAGUGCUGCAAGAUGAGGAAGUGUCAGAACUUGCAGUGGAUGCCCUCAAAGAUGUUCCUUCAGAAGCAAGGCAAAGGCAAGAAGGACAAGAAGAAGAACAGGUUGGCUGAGAAGAAAGAGAGUCUUAAUCCAGUUAAAGGACAGAACUCGGAGCCCGCGGGCCUCAAGCCGACUCUUGCACCACCAAAGGAGGAACCUCCCCAUAAAAAAAGUGAAACUCCUCCUCCCAGGCCUGGAGAGGAGAAGUCCAAACAGCAGCCAUCACCACAGCCAUCCUCACCAGCUCCAUCAUCGUCCCCCUCCCCGGCUCAAUCCCCACAAACCACCAGCACGUUCACAGCCCCUGACCAAUCUCCAGACCCCAAAGCGCUCUGUCUCUCAAGCAGCGCCACAACCAAGAAGGGGCAAAAAGCGCAGCAGCCGGCCUCCACCUCCUCCUCAUCUUCCUCCUCAUCGCCCUCCUCGUCCAGCUCGUCAUCGUCCUCGUCCUCGUCAUCAUCCUCCACUUCGUCUUCAGCACAGAAUUCCCCCGCGCCUUCGCCCUCUGCGCCGUCAGAUCCCCAAACAUCUCAACAGGGGCCGCUGAGCAGCCAGCCGCCCCAGAGGAAAGACGCUUCACCCAAGAUUCCCCUGAGCGAGCCCAAGAAGAAGACCCAGCAGCCAUCACCUCAACAGCAGAGCUCGACGUCAUCAUCAGACACAGUUGACCCAAAGCAAUUGAAGAAGCCAACCUCUCGCGCUCUCCUUCCAUCUCCUAAGCAGAAACCAAAAGACAAGGUAGGAAAAACGCUGACCACAAAACCCCCCGGCAGCUGUACUUUAAACUGGCAGGGCACUCCCUCGACAAGGGGCCAGGAGAAGUCAACGGCGCCCUGCGACGGAGUGCAUCGAAUCAGAGUGGAUUUCAAGAGGGACCAUGAUGUGGAGAAGGUGUGGGAGGCUGGCGGCCUCAGCCUGCUCACUUCCGUGCCGGUCACACCCAGACUGCUCUGCUUCUUAUGUGCAAGCAGCGGAAACGUGGAGUUUGUUUUCUGUCAGGUGUGCUGCGAACCGUUCCAUCUCUUUUGCCUGGGGGAGUCGGAGCGUCCUCUCCAGGAGCAGUUUGAAAACUGGUGUUGCCGCCGAUGCCGCUUCUGCCAGGCCUGCGGGCGCCAACAUCAGAAAACUAAACAGCUGCUGGAGUGUGAUAAGUGCCGUAACAGCUAUCACCCGGAGUGCCUGGGUCCCAACCACCCCGCAAGACCCACCAAAAAGAAGAGAGUCUGGAUAUGCACCAAGUGUGUGCGCUGUAAGCGUUGCGGAGCCACCAAACCUGGGAAGUCCUGGGAUGCCCAGUGGUCACAUGACUUCUCCAUGUGUCACGACUGUGCCAAACUGCUUGCAAAAGGGAACCCCUGCCCGCUUUGCAAUAAGUGCUAUGACGUCGAGGACUACGAGAGCAAGACAAUGCAGUGUGGACGCUGCAACCGCUGGGUUCAUGCCAAGUGUGAGAGCCUGACAGAUGAAAUGUACGAGCUGCUGUCGAAGCUGUCGGACAGCGUUGCCUACACGUGUAUCAAAUGUACGGAACGCCAGCCGGCUGAGUGGCGGACGGCACUGGAUGGGGAGCUCAAGGGCUGCCUUCGUCACGUCCUCACGGCGCUGCUCAACUCACGCACUUCAGCGCACCUGCUACGCUACAGACAGGCAGUGAAACCUCCGGAUCUAAACCCAGAGACCGAAGAGAGUCUUCCAUCUCGUCGCUCACCCGAGGGCCCAGACCCUCCAGUUCUGACUGAAGUCACGCCUUCGGCUCCAAGUGACUCCGCUGCUGAUCUGGAGUCUGUGGAGAAGAAGAUGGAUCAGGGCCGCUACAAGUCUGUGGUGGAAUUCAGCGACGACAUUGCACGAAUCAUUCAGGCAGCCAUUAACAAUGAUGGCGGUCAGCCUGAGAGCAGAAGGGCUAACAGCAUGGUCAAGUCAUACUUCAUCCGACAAAUGGACCGCAUCUUUCCCUGGUUCAAAGCGAAAGAGUCACGCUUCUGGGAACAACCAAAAGUUUGCUCCAACAGUGGUCUCCUUCCCAAUGCCGUUUUGCCCCCGUCUCUGGACCACAACUACGCUCAGUGGCAGCAGAGACAGGGAUUGUCCCGCUCGGAACGCCCGCACCUCAUCAAGAACAUCAUUCCAGCUCCCUGCCCCAAGACCCCCGCCGAGCCAGAGUCUCGAGCUACACCUCCCCCGCGCCCCCCAUCUUUACCACCGCCACCCCCACUCAUACCAGAUUGUGAAGACAUCCCAGAGCGUCCUCCUCCACCAGGCGUUAGUGAUAACAGGCAAUGUGCAUUGUGUCUAAAAUAUGGAGACGACAACACAAAUGAGGGUGGCAGGCUGCUGUACAUGGGUCAGAACGAGUGGACACACGUCAACUGCGCGCUGUGGUCAGCUGAGGUGUUUGAGGACGACUAUGGCUCCCUGAAAAAUGUACACACAGCCGUUAUCAGGGGGAAAAAGCUGCGCUGUGAGACGUGUCAACAGCCGGGAGCCACAGUGGGUUGCUGCUUCGCAUCCUGCACCAGCAACUAUCAUUUCAUGUGUGCCCGCCAGUGCCACUGCGUCUUUCUGGAGGACAAGAAAGUUUACUGUUCUAAGCACAAGGACCUCAUUAAGGGAGAAGUAGUGUCUGGCUUUGAGGUGGCCCGCAGGGUACUCGUAGACCUUGAGGGGAUUUGUGUGAAGAGGAAAUGGUUGGCAGGACUGGAGCCAGAAAAUGUCCACAUGAUGAUAGGCUCCAUGGCCAUUGACUGUUUGGGUAUACUGACCGAACUCUCAGAUUGUGAACGCAAACUGUUUCCCAUCGGCUAUCAGUGUUCCAGGGUGUACUGGAGUACCUUGGAUGCUCGAAAGCGCUGUGUGUACACCUGUAGGAUCCUGGUGUGUCACCCCUCUGUGGGAGAGUCCACACUGAAGAGCACGGUGGCUCCUGAGGAGAAUCACACAAUCGCACACAGCCCACCUCCCGUACAAGACUUUCCUGAUCCCUUCGAGUCUCCAAGGCGCUCAGACACGCUUUCUCCUGCAAACACCCCCAAGCUCAGGGUCUACACCAGGAACCGGCACCCCAGUUAUCCACCUGCCACACAGCGCUUGCAAGCUCCAAGUCCAAUGCCUUCUCCAGGAGGUCCUGCUCAGCUCCAAAAUCAAGUUGUGACCACAGGAGAGCCACCGCUGGAUUCCACCGCUCGGAAUGUUGAUUCCCGACUCCACAGCUCUCCUUCUCUCGCCCUUCCUUCCCAGCAGCUGCAAAAGGAGAGAGGGGUGAAAUCAUUCGCUCAGAUUUUGCCACGGCCUCUAACUUCACCCCCUCCGCUUAUCUCCUCACCCAUCAGAGACCCCAAAAAGGCAAAACACCUUAUCAAGGAUGAUGACAGGGGAAGACUGUUCACGCCAGACAGGAAUAAACAACAAGCAUCCAGGAAAGCGGAGAGGGUGAGACCGCCGGGUCGAGAUCAAACUUCCAAAGAGGUUGAGAGGCACAGAUCAUCAAGAGACCUGGGGCUAAAAGAGUCGGAUGGUAGCGAGUCAACAGCCAAAGACCAAGAUAAAUGGAGGCCAGGCAUGAAAGAAUCAGAGAAGGGUAGAAUUCUGGGAAAAGACUCCUUGAGAGACUCUGAGAAGGACCAACAAGUAAACAGAGACUCUGAGAAAGGAAGACAGGUCAGCAGAGAGUCAAAUAGCAGAGACGCAGACAAGAGCAAAUCAUCCUUUAGAGAGUCUAGUGCCAAGGAUAUUGAAAAGGCAAGAUCUGUCAGCAGGGAUUCGGGGCUGAGGGACUCUGAGAAGCAUAGACAAUUUAGCAGAGAAUCAGGAAAAGACAGACCAUCCAGCAGAGACUCUGACAAGUCUAGACCUCCCUCGAGGGACUCCAGUUAUAGAAGCACAGAGAGAAACAAAGACUCAGGGAAAGACAGUGACCCUGGCAGCCAGUCCAGGCACACUGGAGGCGAGACCAAGAACCUUAGACUGGCACCAGCUGGAUCAGGACAGUCCUCUCCUCCUGUGGGCACUGCUGUACUCUCCAGCCAGCAGAGAGGUGGCAGCACCAAGCAAGCUGAACGGCACAGCAAGCAUGGAGGCAAAGACCAGAAUCUCUCUGCAAGCCUCGGUGUUUCGGCUCAUCACAAGUCCACUCCCCCCUCUCACCUUGUCCAGUCUAAGGACAAGACCGGCUCAGAGAAAGAAAGCACUGGAAGCUUAGCACCAUCUUCACUUUUUAUCGACUCUCUCGUCGGGAAAUCCAGCUCCCCGACGACCGCACGGAAAUCAAACGAUUACUCAUCAGGUCCAGCUGCAGGAGCAGCCAUGAAACCUCUUUGGCCAUCCAGGACAGCAGCAGAUGAUGACCUGGUCAAACGAAGCGCCAUUCAUCUGGCCUCCCCAGCUGCAGCCUCAGCCGCCAAAGACAAGCACUCCAAAGUCAAGGCGGGAGGCAACAGAGAGGUGUCCAAAGAUCCAAAGGAGAAGGGUCUCCAAAACAAUAAAAACGACAGCAAAUCCACGCUCUUAAACAACAACACGAAAGCUACUGGCAGCUCCAACGUGCAUGUUCCAAACCCCGCCUCUCACAACAACAGCAAAGUUCCGAUGCUUGCAAGCAGCACCAAAAGCCAUAGCAAGGCUCAGGGGGAGAAGCCGGAGAACCUGGGGGGGACAAGGUUGUCUGCAAAAGGCAGAGAAAAUUUCAGCUCCUGUGUGGACAACUUCCAAGGGAUGAAGAUGUCCUCCCAUUCGCACGUCAAACCAACCAUGAAGCAGUUGGUGUUGUCUCGCAGAGAAAAGAAGAAAUCUGUAAAAAACCCUCUUCCAGCACCACUGAAACCUGAUAUCAAGAGCGACCCCAAUGGCACCAGCGGUAUCGAUGGUAUGUCUUCAUCCUGUCCCACAACCACUACCUCUUCUGCUUCUCCUGCUGGCCAGGAGACCCGUUGCUGUACCCGCUCCACUCGCUCCUCCUCCCCCUCUGCCAGCAGCAGUGACAGCUCAGAAUCUGACACCCAAACUCAAACCGAGGAGGAGGACUUGCAUAAAGGUCUUCCCUGUGGUGAUCUCCGGGACCACCGCGGCCUUCUCCCUCCAAGAACUGAAGAUGAGGCUGACGGCCCUGAGGAUUACCACGAUAGAAGUAUAGACGACGUACAUCACGAGGAUGACAGCGACGGCUCGGGGUCGGCUAAGCGUCGCUACCCACGGCGUAGUGCCCGCGCACGCUCUAACAUGUUCUUUGGACUUACGCCCCUCUACGGGGUCCGCUCUUACGGGGAAGAGGACCUUCCCUUCUAUGCCAGCGGGGAUGGAUCUGGUGCCAUGGUUAAGAGGAGGACUGGCAAAAAGUCUGCUGAGGGUCAGGUGGACGGGGCGGAUGACAUGAGCACAUCCUCUUCAUCGGGGGACAGCGGAGACGAAGAAGACGGAGGAAUCAGCCAUAGAGUCAAGGACCCUUAUUACUAUAACUUCACACGGACAAUAAUCAACCCAGCCGAGGGUCUGCCAUCUAUAGAAGGACUGGAUCAGUGUCUGGGACGUGGCUCACAGCUGCAGCGCUUUCUGAAAGAUGAAGAACAGCAACAGCAGAGGGCACAAGGAAAAAAUGAAGAGGACAUGCUCAGUACGCUGACUUUAGGCAAGCAGCACAUAGGUCAGCUUGACGGCAUUGACGACGGCUCAGAGAGCGACACGAGCAUCUGCACCACCAACACCACAACCACCACAGCGACGUCGUCCUCCACACCGCACAAAACCACCCCAAGGAGAAGGGCCAGAGAUAGGCACCAGGAGAAACUGGACUCCCACGAGGCGACCAAGGAAGCGCACACCAGCGGUGGAGUGAUGAGCAGCGCGGGAAACGCUCGAGAAGGCCGAAAGAGUCAGAAGGAGAACUGUCUGGCAUUAGGAGGCGGUGGUGGGGUCAAGUCGCAGCAGCAGAGUCAGAGUCAGGACCCUCUGGAAGCCCAGCUGUCCCUCAGCACGGACCUACUGAAGUCGGACUCUGAUAACAACAACAGCGAUGACUGUGGUACCAUUUUGCCAUCGGAAAUCAUGGAGUUUGUUCUCAACACACCUUCCAUGUCCAUGCAGGCUCUUGGCCAGCAGCCUGAGUCUGCCCCCUCUGAGCUGCUUCUGGAUGAGGGCUAUGUUGGCGUGGAUGUCAACAGGCGUAAAGACAUCCUCUUUGAUGAUUUUUCUCAUCCUCUCCCUAGUGCUGAGACUGGAGGUGUAGGGGAAAGCAGUGUGAAUACUUCCAUAUCUCUAGAGGAGCCCUAUCUUCCUCUUGAGCUCCCGUCUGAUCUAUCAGUGCUAACCACACGCAGCCCUACUGUGAGCACCAAUCAGAACCACACUGCUGGAACCCUCAUCUCGGAUACCUCAGACCGCACCAUGUUGAGCUUGAGCUCUGACCCAGAAACGAGUGAGGACAAGAAAAGAGCAGGGCCAGUAGUGUCUCCCCCAGAGAACCACCAUGAAGCUCCCGCUUUGGCAAACAGGGAUGUGCAAGUCACUGAAGGGCACAUGACGCCCGAGCAGUUUAUACCCAGUCCCGCUAUCGGCCAAGUGGUUGAGACUCCAGUUAGCCAGGAUGUUUCGAGAAAUCCUGCAACUCCUGGUUUGCCGAGCUCUCCAUCCCUGCCUCUUCAGGGUCAAAAGUUUCUCCCUACCUCGGCUGCAGCAGCAGGCAGCCCCAGUCCUGUCCCUGGUCCAGGACUGUCCCACGCUCAAGUUUCCACCCCAGCAGUCAUCAAGCCAGGUCCUGAUAAACUCAUUGUUGUUAACCAACAGUUCCAGCCUCUUUAUGUACUCCAGACUGUCCCAAAUGGAGUCACUCAGAAAAUAACUGCCACAGGCGUGAUGGACGCUGGCUCUCAAGCAGUCUUGAGCUCCAUGACGCUCGCCACAGGGUUGAAUACAUCCCAGCCUAUAUUUCCCGCUGGAGGCAAAGUCUUAGGUACAAUGUCUCACUCCUCUCAGAUUCAUGCGUUCAGAGGAGCAACCCAGGCCAGCUUCCAGACAGGAAUUCCCAGCACCACUUCAGGUCUUCUCAUUGGCUUGCCCUCUCAAGCUCACGAGCAGCCUCAGAUUCUGGUCUCCGAGGCCGGUCGACCACACGAGUUGGGUCCCAGCGUUGCCAUCGUGUCCAGCCCGUCUUCUCUGACCGCUGUCCCGACUGUGCUGUCCUCUGCUCACGGAAAGAAGAGGCCCAUCUCUCGUCUUCUGCCGAAAAAACCCAAAAAGUUAGCCCGAUCUCGCAGUCAGCCCACUCUGGCCCCUGACGUUGGCCCUCCUAACAUGACCCUCAUCAACCUGUCAUCCCCUCAGAUUACUGCCAGCAUCCCCGGCCAGCCUGGUAGCCUUGUUGAGCUCAGUGCCCUCAGCAGCUCUCAACGCAAGGUUCCCAAUAUUAUCAAGAGACCCAAAUCAGGUGGUGUUAUGUAUUUGGAUCCUGCUACACUCCUUCAACAGAGGAUUUCUGGUCCAGCCCAGGCUGGUGUGCUGGAUUCCUCCACUCACAUCUUACCUUGCACCGCUACUGGUCUCAGCCCGAGUCAGUCUGUUUUGAAUGUUGUGCCUGUGCCCCCUAGUGGUGCCGCCGGCCUCCUGGCGCCAGGGUCUGUGUCCCUUGCGACACCUGUCCUUAGCUCUGCUGAAAUCACAGGGUCAAUUAGCAACCUCCUGUUUACGGCUAGCCCGCAUGGAUUAGGGCUAUCCGACCAGCCGAUGGUCCUUCAGUCAUCAGGGGCGACUCCUCUGAUGUCCCAACUCAGCUCCCCUGUUCAGACAUCCAUAGCCAGCAGCAUUUGUGUCCUGCCUCCCCAACAGUCCAUCAGCGUGGCUGUCAACCAGCAAGGAGAACCAGACGGCAGCACUGUGCAUUUACAGCAGCAGGCCUUUUCCCGAGCCCAGACUGCGGAGGCCAAUCCCAGCACCAACGUAACAAUAGCACCGGCUUUGAGCCCAGCGAAAGGGCGCGUCGUCGGGGUAUUUAACCAGACCUUGCACUCCCAGAGCAGCAGAACGACUCACAUUCACCGGCCCUCUGAACCAAACGUGAAAAACUCCACCUGUGUCCCAACAGCGAGGGCAGAAAAGGGCAAAGUGAAAGCUAAAAGGAGCAGGCAGAGCCCAGAGAUGAACAAUAGCAAGAAAGUCAAGGUGUCUCAAGCGGAGGAACAUUACAGCAACCCUGCAGGACAUCUUCCUUCAAAGCCAAGCAUUUCACAAGAAUCGAGCUGUCCCGAGCCAAUGGACACAAGCAAGCUCCCCUACAAGAACAAAAGUGUCCUUGGUAAAAAGAAGGAUUCUGAAGAUCUCCCAGACCACAAAGCCUCCACCGUCAGAGGACCGGGUUGUCUUGCAGUCGCUUCGUCACCCCGCCAAGAUGGCAGCGGCAAAGACGGCAAACCCAAGAAGGGCAUCAUCUUUGAGAUCUGCAGUGAAGAUGGCUUCCAUAUCCGCUGCGAGAGCAUUGAAGAGGCCUGGAAGUCCCUGACCGACAAAGUGCAGGAAGCUCGCACUGAUGCCAAACUCCAAAAGGUGUCCUUUGAAGGCUUGAACGGACUGAGGAUGCUCGGCGUGGUCCACGAGGCCGUGUUGUUCCUCUUGGAGCAGCUGUAUGGCACCCGGCAUUGUCGGAGCUACCGUUUCCGUUUCCACAAACCCGAGGAAACCCAAGAACCUCACGUCAACCCCCAUGGCUCAGCUCGGGCGGAGGUCCACCAAAGGAGGUCUGUUUUUGACAUGUUCAACUUCUUGGCCUCAAAACACCGUCAGCCUCCAGAGUACAAGCCACAGGGAGAGGAUGAGGAGGAAGGACAGCUCAAGACUGCCAGACGUGCGUCAAUGGAACUGCCGCUCGCUGUGAGGUUCAAACAACUCAAGGCCACCUCCAAGGAAAUGAUUGGCGUCUACAGAUCUCCCAUCCAUGGCCGAGGUCUGUUCUGUAAGAGAACCAUCGAGGCAGGCGAGAUGGUCAUCGAGUAUUCCGGGAACGUGAUCCGCUCGGUACUCACGGACAAGCGGGAGAAAUACUACGACGGCAAGGGAAUCGGCUGCUACAUGUUCCGCAUCGACGACUACGAGGUGGUGGAUGCUACAGUGCACGGCAACGCCGCCCGCUUCAUCAACCACUCGUGCGAGCCCAACUGCUACUCGCGGGUGAUCGCGGCCGACGGCCAGAAGCACAUCGUCAUCUUAGCCUCCCGCCGCAUCCACCGCGGCGAGGAGCUGACGUACGACUACAAGUUCCCCGUGGAGGACGCCGGCCAUAAGCUGCCCUGCAACUGCGGCGCUAAGAAGUGUCGCAAGUUCCUCAACUGAGCCGCCAGUGCUGGUUUGUCCCAACGUUUAAUAUGCAGAGGAGGAGGGGCCAUUUGUGCAACUUGACAAUAUACUGUGCCUCCUUUUAGUGUCAUGUCACUGCAGUUUUUCUUAGUUCCAAUUUGGAUGACAUUUUGACAUUGGCCCAUCCUCCCUCAUUUUUAAGAUGUGUCAUUAGUGAGACGCGAAAAACAAAAACAAAUCAAAGAACUUGGUUCCACUUUACACCAAAGUGCAAUUUGUUGAAGGGAACAGAAAAAGAGUCGAAUUUGUUUGGGUUUUUGGUGUGUAGCGAAGCCUGCUUUGCUGCACAUUUCUUAUCUCCCAGUGUGAAUGUGCCCUGAUGCCUUCACAGCCGCGGUGACUUGCCCUGCUCACCUUACCUGACCCUCCCCCACCCCCCACCCCAAUUAUCCAAUCUGAGCGUUGUGGAGAGAGCAAGGCAGCUUGAGAUCCUGGUGGACUGACUGACAGCCAAGGACCACCCCCCCCGCCGACCCCCCCGCGCCCCACCGACGCCCUACUGACGUGCUUUAGUAGACAUAUUUAUUUUUCUUUGUCUGGAUGUUGUAGAAAGUGCGUUGUCUAUUUCGUUCCAAAAUGGCAGCAGCAAAGAGAACCAAACAAACAUGGCGCCCUUGAAUUGAUAUUUUUUUGUGAUCGUUGUUGUUAUGAAAAUGUUCUUACGUGUAUUCAGUUUUUAAAAGUCUGUUUUCUGUCUUUUUUUAUUAGAACGAGCAAAUAUUACGCUUUUUUAAAAAAAUGUAUAUAAUGUAUAUUUUUCUACAGUGGAGAAAAAAAAGCACUCACUAGUGAAUAGCACUUAACGAUGGUAUUUAUAUUUUUUUAAAACAAAUCAUAUUUAUUUUAAUGCCAUUUUUUGUAGGAAAUAGAGGUUUACAAACACUAAUGCGCUCUCUAUGUUUUGUACUCCGCUGCCUUUUUACUUUUUUUUUUGUUUUCUUUUGUUUGGUUUUUGUAGUCUGAAUGUUUUUAUUUGAUUCCAAAGACUGACGCUGGUCUGUGGUUUGGUCCGAGUUGGCUUCAGUCCACCAGGAGAUCUUCUCUUUCUUUUUCUUGUUUUCCUUCUUGUUAGAAUUGGCAAUGCGGCUCAUGUGAACUACUACUAUUACGAUUAUGCACUUGGGAGAGGUUGGAUGAUGGUUGAUGGUUCGCUGAUAUCUCCUCUCUCCGGCCUUAUUGCCUCCUCACCACAGACACAAGCAGUCAUAUCUCCAACACGUACACACAUCAUCUUUGGUCAAAAGGGAGGUGCCUUUUAUGUUGAUGCUCCGUGCAGCCAGUAACAAAGUCAAGUAUUAGGACCACGCUGAAAAGAAAAACAUGUUUUUCUCGUCAUUUUUACCACACAUAUGACUUUCUUGUAAUAUUAUGACCUCCAACUUUACCUGAUAUUAAGGUGUCCAAAUAUUCCAACUUUAUUGUCAUAACAUGCAGUAUUAUAGCUUUUUUUCUGCUAAUAUUACAAUAUGAACCUCAUCAAAGUAGCUACUCUUCCCUCAUAUUAUGACCAUGACCUUUACUUUUUUCCUUCAAAUAGUCUCAGUCAUAAUAUUGUGCUACACCUUGUAAUAUCAUGACGUUAUUAUCAUGAAAUAGCAAUAUUUUUGGCUGCUGUCCUCCACAUAGUACAACUUUACUGUGAUAUUAUUGCAACUUCUUUCUAAUAAUAAUAUGAUGUUAACAUCAUUAACAUUUCCUUUAAAUAUUGCUACUUUUGUCACAAAAACAGUAUUCCAACUAUUUUCUUGUAAUGUAACAACAUGAACGUCAUACAGUAGCAGCUUUUUUCCUCAUAUUGGAACAUUUGGACUUUUUUUCUACCACAUUUUACAACUUUAUUAUCAUAAUUCAACUUUUUUUUGGUACUAUACCGUCAUAAAAUAUUACAACUUCGACCCUUCCCUCCGUAUAUUAUGACUAUAUUGUCAUAAUGUACAGUACUACCAGUUUCUCCUUGUAAUAUUACAACAAAUAGUGCAACUUUGUCAUAUUAUUGCAACUUUUUUCUUGUAAUAUUACGACUUGAUUAUAGUAGCGCCAUGUUUUUCUUUUCAGUGUCCUAUUACUCCUUUGUGUCAUGACCAGUGCUCACCAGUGUUUUUAAAAACAACUACUGUAUCUCAUGUAUUAUGCCUGCCAUUCAUGCUGACUUCACUAGCAGUGACUCCGAUGCUGCCCCCUAGUGGUUAUAAUCCCUCACUUCAUGUGGUAGUACUGCUUUGAUACACCAGAUUGAAGACAGGGGGCGCCCCACUGAGGCUGCUAAGGUCAACAAUGAAUGUAAUACUCCCACUUUCCUGCAGUGGGCGUGGUUUUCCGUUGCCGUGCCAACACGCCUGACGAACACGGGCCGGUGGUGUUCGGUUUUAGCUCAACAAUGCGACGCGUCACGGGCUGUCAAGGGCUCCACUCUUAACAGAUCUCACCUGUCGAGACCCACGUGGGUCAAACUCUUGGGACUUCAUUUCUUCUGGAGGGGGCGGUCACAGCAGUGCCACCCCCCCUCGCUGUAAUUAUAGUAUAAAUACAUGACAAUAUUAUACGGACACAUGCAUAGUCUUGUGCUUUAGUAUCUAUACCAUAUAUGGAAUGGACAGACAAACUUAGUUACAGUAGCAAUUAAAAAACAAAAAAAACAGCCGAUGAUUCUAAUAGCAAUGUUUCAAUGUACUCUAUAAUGGUUUUGUGUUACAGUACUAUCAGAUAAACUAACUAACGUGCAUCAUUUCUUCUUUUCCUUUGUAUAAUGGAUAUCCAGUACCAGUUUUUACUGUGCCUGUGAAUGCACCUACGUCACAAAAGGUGCAUUUUUUUUUAGUUUUUUUUCCAGAAAAAGGAGCAGUUCAAUGUGAUGAGACGUCAGUGUAUUCAUGUGCUUGUUGUUCGCAUUAUAUGUCAAAACAGGGACUUACUUGAUGUGGUGUGACUGCCAGCUUCCAAAAUGGCCGCUUUUAUUUGCUCCGAAGCUUUGGUUGUACGUAUCAUGUAAUGUUUUGAUUUGAAAUACCGUAAGUCAUAAUGCUGAACCUUUUUAAUUUAUUUCUAAGAAUUAUGAGACAAGUUUGGACAAGUACAUGUUGUUUCUCUUGUUGGAUGAAAUGUGGUGUCGCGGUGGGAGUGGAUGCUUGAAAACAAAAACAAAACCCUUGUCUUAUCAAUAGUCCUCUCUGUCAACAUCAUACUCAUCCUGCUCAUUCUCUCCCAGCAAUGAAGGAAAGCCACCACAGAGAAAAAAAAAGAAACCACAGACUAGCUUAACUCGCUUGAAUGUAUAAUGAGGAAACAAAGUUGUACAUAAUGUGUAAAAAGAAAAGUUUCUAAUCAUGUUUAUUUUCUAUGCACUUUUUUUAUUUAAGUGAUAGUUUCAAUAAUAAACAUGUCUCCUUUA
Doryrhamphus excisus (bluestripe pipefish) is the source of this 16802-nucleotide messenger RNA. It is a transcript of the gene kmt2a, whose product is annotated as lysine (K)-specific methyltransferase 2A. The record is from RefSeq and is a predicted model, not a curated record. Gene Ontology annotation, cellular component: nucleus; histone methyltransferase complex. NCBI's taxonomy places the organism in Eukaryota, Metazoa, Chordata, Actinopteri, Syngnathiformes, Syngnathidae. Gene Ontology annotation, molecular function: DNA binding; zinc ion binding; histone H3K4 methyltransferase activity. Gene Ontology annotation, biological process: positive regulation of DNA-templated transcription.